AUGGAAUACGAGUUGUUAGAAAAGCUAGGAAGCAUUACCGAAUAUACAGAAGAACUUAUUUAAAUUUUAAAGGAGAUUUCUAAGGAUAUUCAUAAAGAAUUUUGGGAUAAUUUUACGAAUAGAUUAUCAUUAUACUUGGUUUCUUUAACAUGUUAAACAAAAUACUCAUAAUUCCUUAAGCAGAAUACAGUUGUUCCAACAAUUAAGAUCAAUAAAAAUUUAUCAAAACGCUUCCAUGAAUAUAUUCUAGAUUUAAUUACUGAUCUUCUUCUCAAAAUAAUGAGCUGUAGACCAUAAAGCUGUGAGAAAAUAUGUGAGUUAUUUUUAGAUCACUUUGAUGCACAUAACUCAUGUCUCGGAGGGUUAUCUAUUUUCUACAAGCUCAUUUUCUUUUCUGAAGAACUGAUUCCUUUUAUGAGGAAUUAGACUGAAUAUUAUUGCUAGAUUAUAGAACUUUAUGAAAAAAACAUCACUCGAAUACUUAAAGAUGCUGAACCUGAUGAAAGAAUAUUUUCUUUAAAUAAACUUUACUCUCAGCAAUAAAAUUAAGUACAAUCAGAGCCUGUUGAUUUUCAUUCUUAACUUUCAAAAUAUAUAGCAAAUAAUUAUCCUUAUUUGUAUAAUCAAACAGGAUCUUAUACUCCUAAUAGUGCUCAUCCAAAUAAUUUUAAUAAUAAUUCUGAAAGAGGAAAUCAUAGCUAACAUUAUUCUACAUGCAUUUAUCAAUAAAUAAUGCAAUAAUAGUAAUAUUAAUUGAAAAAUCAUCAAUUAUCUUCUGUCUCUCCUACUCGAACAGAAAAAUUGGUAGAAUUCGAGUAAACAAAUCCCUUUUUACAAGGUACUAGAAUAUCUCAAGGAGAUCUAAGCAAUUUAAAUUAUACUAAAACAAAUAUAAAUACAACUCAAACUAGCGAUCCUUUUAUAUAAAAUACACUUAAUUUAGGAUAAACAUAGCAGAAUCUAAAUGCUUUAUAGUAGUCUCAUAAUAGCCAAUUUAAUUAAAAUAUUGCAUAAGAUUAAAAUAUUAAUAGUGGAGGUAGUCCUAAUAUUUUAAAUACUAGAAAUCCAAGCAAGAGGCAUAGCAAAAAUAAUAACUCUAAUGAACUUACCUUGACUGAAUAAAAUGAGAAUUCUUCAGAAAUAAAUAAAAAUGUAAAUAACUAAAUACAAGGAAAUACUUCUAUCCCAAUAAAUACAAAUAUUCCAAACUUAAGUAAUUAAAAUAGCUCAGAGUAAAGUUCAUUUAUGUUUAAUAGUAAAAAUUCAAAAGCCCCUAAGAUUCCCCCAUUAAAUUUACCAUAAACAAAUAGCGAAAAUAUAGGAACCUUAACUCGAUCAACACGCAGGGCUGAUCCUUUUAAGAGUUUUUCAACAAAUUCAAAUAGAUUUUCUAACUCGAUUGACAGUGGAUUCAAAGAUCAAUAGAAUAAUUUUGCAUAAAGAUAAAUAGUCAACUUUCCUAAAAGUAUUAAUGAAAAUAACUACUCUAUGAUUGAUGGUGAUAAUAGUUACUUUUUUGAUGACAAAGAUGAAAAAGCAAUCAAGAGUAUGUCAGCUAUGUAAAAGAUGAGCGAAAUUGCCCAAAAUCUUGGAGAAUAUAAUCUAACAAUAGAUUUAGGUUGUCUAUUAGCUCAAAGAAGAAAAUUCUAAUUGGAUUAAGUUGCUAAAAUAGCAGUUUUUUAAGAUGUUGAUAGUCUGAUAGAUUUAAAAAUUGAUGAAAGCUUUAUCAAACAAAAAAUAAAAAAAAGAAAAAGAGAUAAAGGUAGCUCUAAGAAAGCUGAAUUUAAAUAGCAGUAGCAGCAACAGAUAGAAUAAGAAUAGAUAACUUUACUAGAUUCAAUAGAUCUUAAAGAAUUGAAUGUAGUUGUUGGAUAGGAUAAUUUGAGCAGCAACACUCAUAGAGAAUCAGUUUCUUCUAUGUCUUAAUUGCAAAAUUAACAAUAGCAAUAAAUGAUGCUUAUGAUGAUGAAUGCAAAUAGAAAAAAGAAAAGCAAAACUGAACUAAAUAAUAUCAGAAAGAUGUUAAAGAUUAUUUCAAAUAUUAUUUUUAUGGUUUUAAAAGAUUUGUCUGAUUAAGAAAAAUAAUUUUUACCUUCUCCAGUUAAUUGCUUAUACUCUUAUUUAAGCAGUGAAGUUAACUCAUUUAAUAGAAAAAAAGACUUAAUUAAAUUUAUGUGUUCAAGGAAGGGCUGGGAUGAGUACACUGAAAUAGAAUACGAGUCUUAAAAAUUAAAUCUAAUUUGUGAUGGAUUCGAAACAUUUGCUCAUGGAGAUAGCAAGUAAUAUGAAAGAAUCAUGCAUGAUUUAUAUAAAAAAAAGUUUUAACCUUAAACAAAACACAAUAUUAAUCAAUAAGUAUAAAUAGAUUUUCAAAAUAAAAUAUAUUCUAAUUUCAACAACAACUUUUCUAAUUAAUCUCAUAACGUCUAUGACGAUUAAAACUACAAUUAAAAUAAUUAAUACGCAAGUGAUGCUAUCCAUGAAAAUUGGAAUGAAAAUUUUUCUUUGGCAGAAAUAGAGGUUUCUUUAGAAUAAAUUACCUUGCCUGAGAAUUUGGUUUAUUUUAAAAUAUUAGAUUUUUAUUCUAUUCAUAGUGAGAAAAUCCAUUAGAUAUUUUCACUUAAAAAAGGAAUAUUUACAUAAAAUAUAUAGUCAAUAGACUCUUCUUCUCUAAAAGAAAAUAAGUAGAGUGUUCAAAACUAAGUUACAGAAGCUAAGUAAUUUUAGGUCAAUUUAUUUGCUUAAAAAAAUUAAAAUAAAAUGCUUUCUGAAAUUAAAAUCUUAUCUGUCAAUCCCUCAUCAGAAAUAAAUUAAAAUUCUUAUGUUAUCACAAAUGGAGUAUAGAUUCCAAUCACAUUGAAUUCUGCAAAUGAAAUUCGUUCAAAAACAAAUGAGUUUUUACAUAAGUUUGAGAAGAAAUUUAGAUGGUAUAUAAAUAAUAUGGAUAUGAAUUCAACGUUAUAUUUUGAAAUAGAGAAAGAAUAGCUUGAAAUUUUAGAUGGGUUUUUAGCGAACUGCUCUUCUAGGAUUAUAUGCUUUGAAGUACUUGAAUCUUUGAUAGAUUGCUUGUUGAUGAUAAAGAGGUAAUUUAUUGAGCUUUCCAUUACUCCUUCAUAAGCUAGCUCAAGGACAGGUACUAAUUCUGUGAGGAUCACUACUUUAAUAUAAAAUAAUACUUCAUUGGCUAGACCUACUUUUAGCCUUAGCAAUUCAGCUAGUAAAACAAAACAGAACCAAAAGUUGUUGAAUAAUACUUUGAAUUCAAACAACAGAAUGAACGGAAACAGAAUUAUUUUAGAUUCUCCUACUAAAGAUGAUUUUAUUUCUUCUUAGCUAAACAUCCAAUAGGCUUAAUAAAAUUCAAUGCUAAAUUCUUAACAUAAAUUUUAAUCUUCUUACAAUACAAAUGGAACAUUUAUGCCUAUUAGCAGUAAUUUAGGUUAUAAUUAAUAAAUUCCUUUUGUAAUGAAGCAUAAGGAGAUUUUUGGAAACUAUAUAAGCAUCAUUUCAAGAAUUAUGAUAAAGGCUCCAAGAAAUGAAAUGUAUAAAUUGCUUAAUUAAAUUUAUUUCAAAAAUGAGAAUUGGAAAGAGCUUAUUAAGAUGUACUCAAUAGGUAUUUUUAACGAAAUUAUUGCAUUUUGCUCAGAAAUAACUCCAAGCAAUAAAAAUAAUAACAAUAAGCAGAGCGAAAAAGAAAAUAAUAAUAGUGAUAGUACAACAAAUCAGUUACCAUCAAAAAGCAAAAAUGAAUCAGCAGCAAAUAAUUAAAAAACUUCAUAAAAUUAGAACCAAUAUCAUUUGCAAUAGGAGCACAUCAAUUUAUUUAUAUGUGCUUAAAAGCUCCUCUUAUACUUUAAAUCAUCUUUAAUAAUGUGUCAGAAUAUGAUAUUUAGAGAAAGGCUUAAUGAAAAGAAGACUGAAAAAUCUAAAGAAUAUAAGUAAUUUAUUAGGUAACUAUUGCAAGAAAUGCUAUUUUUAAUACGCCCUACCAAUGGUAUUUUCUACAAAUAUUUAACAACUAACUCAGAAAUCAAUAGUGUAAUCAUAUAAAAUAAUGCUAAGACUAAGUUACCUAUGUCAACAGUAUUAAGGAUUAAUCUUUAUAAAUAAAUAUUAGAAUUUUUGGGUCUAGCUUUUGGUUUUUGCAGUAAUUAUUCAUGUCUUCUUAAUGAAGAUAUCAGCUCGUUCUAUUUAAAAUUUAGUUUUACUAACUUUGUCAAAUUAUAUUCUCACUCUAAUUUGAAUGAACUAAAUGAAAUUUCAAAUAAAAUAAGAUAAAUUCAAUAAAAAUCAAACUCUAAGCAAGAAAUUUAGGAUAAUAUCAAUCAAAUUUUAAAUAAAACUUAGAAAGAAUCACCUUAUUACCAUAAUAAUGAAAUUAAAGGGAACAAUGGCAAUUAGAAUUCAAAUAAUAUACCAGAAGAACAUUCACAUUCUUCGCUAUAGAAUUUGUAGAAAUACUACCAUUAUUUUAAGAUAGAUCUUUUAAAGUUGUAUAUCAAAGUUCUUUUUACCCUUUCAACAACAAGAACCGAUGAAAUUACAAGAAAAUUCUUUUAAUACAGGAUAGUAGAAUUUUUCACAAGAGAAAUAGACUUGGAAUUUGAAAUUACUUAGAUUAGAGAUAGGUUUAUGAAAGUUCGUAAUGAAGCUAAAAAAUAAAUGUAGCAGUAGCAGCAAUAAUAGCAACAACAAAACUCUUAAAAUUAUAGCUAAAGGUCACCUGCUAAAUCAAAUUAAUCAUUUAAUAAUCAAAAUAACAAUAACUAAGGAUCUAACUCAUCUCAUAAUCCAAUUUAAAAAACAAUUUAAAUCAACAGUAAAGUACAAAUAAAAGCUCUCAAUUUAGAAUCAAAUAAUAGCAACGAUCAAUCUUAAAAAUAGACAUCAAGCGAAAUCCAAUCUAUAACUAAAUCUCUUAAUUAGCUUGAUUAUGCCCAAAAUAGCUCAGAAAAGUAGAAAUUAUUCAAUCAAAAGAGAUAAAAUAUCAACAAAUUUAGUAUAGGAUAAAAUAUUGAUUUAGGAAGUAGGAAAACUCCUGGCUCAUCUGAUAUGCCUUCAGAUGGUCAAAAAAGAAUAUCUAUGAAUAUUUAAUUUUAAAACUCUAACACUUAAAAUUAGUAGAAUAUUCCUAAUCAAUUGGUAAGUAAUAUUCCUUCUGAUUAAGAUUUCUAGUAAUAAUAAGAAGAUAAUAACAUAUAAUUUUAAAACACAUUUGUUGAUAAAUUUAGUUAAAACGAAAAUAAAAUGACUGAAUAAAAUUAUGAUCAAAAUAUAGAUAAUUUAUCAUCUUCUUCAUCUGAUGGAAUUCUUUUUAUCCCACCUACUAAACCAUAAAUGAAAAUAAAUAUACCUCUAAUUUAAAUUCCUGGCUAGUAACAUGCUAAUAAUGUCAGUUAAAAUAUUGCUGAUAAUCAAAAUCUAGCUAAUUGCAGAUAAAUAACCUCACAGGAGUAAUCGCCACAACCUUAAUUUGCUAUCAAUAAUGGAAUCGCCUAAAAUAAACCUAAUCUAAAGUUUUCUCUGGCUGGAAUUCCACUAAAAGGUGAAUAAGUUAAAGCUAACUCUGGAUUGAACUAUAAUAACUUACCUGAAAAUUAAAAUAAGAAUGAUUCUUAUAAUAUUUACAGUCAGGCAGACAAUUAACUAGAAAAAAAGAAAGACAAUAAGAGUAAAAGAUCUGAAGAAGUAAAUUAAGAUGCAAAUUAAAGCUUUGAUUAAUACAUGGACAGUAGCAGUAGUAGCGAAGGAAGUUACUAAAUUCCUUUAAUUUCGAAUCCUGCACCUAAAAUACCUCUACCAGCUAUUAAUUUAAAUAAGCUUAUAAGCGGUUCAAAUUUGCCCAACUCAGGAGAUAAUACAAAUAAAGCUUUUAACCAAACAUUAAAAAAUAUGAAGAAAGAAAGUAAUGAUAAUUCUAUUCACCCAUUAUCUAGCACUUAGAAAUCCAACAAGCCUUCGUUGAGCUUAAAUUUAGGACAACUUUCGAAAGGAUAAGAAAGCAGCUAAAAAAGUGGAGGAGAUCCCUUCAACAAUCCUAUCACAUAGGAUUGCCAUCACUCAAACAUAAACUCUAAAAACUCAAACACUAAUAACAAUAGCAACAAUACUGGUUAUGAAAACUUAGAAGUUGUCUUGAACGAAAACAUAUUUUAUUACCAAGAACGUAAAUUGCGUAAAAUCUAUGCAGAUGAUGAAUUACAUGCUUAUGUUUUGAGUACCAUAUUAUCACUUUUACUUACACCUACUAGAGGUACUUUAGAUGAAUUGUAUUGCUCAUCAUAACCUAUGCUUGAUGAUAAGCAAAAUGUGCUUUUUUUACUUCACUUUCAUCUUAAUCAUCCUUCAAAUUAAUCUAUUUUACCUUACUUGCUGCAAUAAAUAUGCCACAUAAAACCAUUUCCUGCAGGCUAAAGAUUACUUAAAUUGCUUUGUGCUGCCUUAAAUGAUUUUAGUAUUUAUACAGACCUUCAAUUUAUGGCCUCAGGCUAGUUUGGCAGUAUUUUUGAAGCCAAAACAAAUUUAUCUGACCCUUAAAUAGUCGCUAUAAAAUAAAUGGAUUUGCCUAAAAGUAUUUAUGAUAGAUGUGUCUUGCAUGAUAUUUUUAACGAAAUUACAUGCCUAGAGCUCUUUAGAUUUGACUAGUGCGUGACAGAUCUAUAUGACUAUGGGUUAGCAGAAAAUGACUAUAAAAUUAUAAUGAAGAGAUACCCAAUGAGUUUAAAGUAGUGGAGGUAAUAGUAAAAAAGUGAUUAAUUUACAGAAAAUCUUCCUACUUAUUUAAAUAUCUACAGAGAUGCUCUUAAAGCAGUUCAGCUUUUGCAUUCAAACUCAGUUAUUCACUAUGACAUCAAGGCAGAUAAUAUACUUUUAGAUUUUCCAAACAAAUCUGAAAACGGAAAUCCAAACGAUCAGUCAAUAAAAGUAGUCCUUGGUGAUUUUGGUGUGUGUAAAAUGUUUAGAAAUGAAGAAGAUGAGUACUGCUUAGUAUCAAAAGGAACUUAAUUUAUACAAUCGCCUGAAAUGCAAACUUUAGCAAUUUAAAGUAAAAAAGAAGGAGACAAAUAUGAUAGAAGAAAAAAAGUGGGCACGACAAGAAGCAGUGAUGUUUGGAGUUUAGGUUGCUUGUUAUAUGAAAUUUUAACAAAUGAAUUUUUAUUUUACAACUAAAAUGAAACUGCAUUUUUAUUUAGAGUAACAUCAAAUACAGAAUAAAUAUUGACUUAAGAAAAUCUAGAUAGAGUACAAAAUAACAUGUAUGCUAUAGAUUUUCUCAAGUACAUUUUAGUGAGAGAUUAAUAAAUUCGUCCAAAUAUUGAUAAUGUGAUUAAAAGAUUUGAACACAUUUAUGCUUAAAUAGUUAGUAAUUCAAGUCCUAUAUCUACUUAUGUGCCAACCAUCACUAAUCCCUAAACACCUUCUAUUCCUUCAAAUUGGAGUUUUGAGACAAUUAUUAAUAAUUAUGUUUAAAACAUUCUUUUCCCUUCAGACAGUGUAAUCAACUCUCCAACCUUCAAUCCUAAAAUAAAUCAAAAACUAAAUAUAAAGCAUAUACCAAGUCUGAUAAAAAUUAUGGAGGAAAUAUAUAUUUGCUCAUACGAUUACUUUAUUGAGCAUUAAGAUAGAUUGAUGUUGUCAGGUAUCACACAUGUAAUUAGUGAAUAUUCGCUCCUAAGUGAAUUAGAUCUAACUAGAUUUACAUAUCUACUUCUCGAUUAAUCCUCAAUUGAAAAUAAAAUGAGUUCAAUAUUUAGACUCUCUCCUAAAGUUAUGGAUUAUUUAAGAGAAAUCUUUCUCUUUAGAGGUAAAAUAUUGUUUGUAGAGGAUAAUGAAAUCAAUAUUUUCUCACCACUUGAUAAAUUAUUAUUGAGAAACAUCCUUAUCUUUUGUCUAACUUACUUCUUUAAGUGCUCAGCUUACGAAACGUUGACCUUAAUCAACUCUUAGGUACUGUUCCUUUAACUUCCCUAUUAUUGUCUGAAUUAGAUUAUUUAUUCGUCCUCUCAUCUUUUUAAGAUUGAAAAUUAUCUUGACACUUACCCAAAAGCUUAGUGCAUUUGUGGUUGUACAACAUUUGUGCUUAAAAAAAACUUUACAUCUUCUAAAAAGAUGCCAUAAAAAUUAUGUAAUUGCACUAAAGAAAGUAAACAGAAUGAAGCAAGUUUAUGCCCAUCUGAUGGAUGCUCUGAAUAUCUGAGAUUCAUAAGAAAACGCUAUAAAUUAAAUUGGGAUGCUCUAAAAUGGGUCAUGUUGUAACCAAACAAUUUCUUGAUUGGUCCAUUUGAUUGUGGAUAAAUUUAAGAAGACUCUCAGAUUUAAGUCAUCCUCAACUCAGAAGGUCCAACAAAAAAUAUAACUCCAUACUACAAUAAUGAAUAAGAAUAUAAGAAUGAAUUCGGUGCAGCUAAAGAAUCUGAGUGGACUACUUAUAAAUGUAAAGUAUGUCAUAUGUGGAUGUUUUCUAUGAACAACAAAAACCAACAAAUAGUUUUUAUUAUGAAUAAUAUGAUAAGAAGAAACAGACAAGGUAUUACAAUAGCAAAUAAUUUUAGUAACCAGAAAAUAAAAACUCCUAUUUUACGUCAUUUUAAUUUAUAUGAAUUAAAAUGA
Messenger RNA from Tetrahymena thermophila SB210, 8610 nucleotides. Its product is annotated as Serine/Threonine kinase domain protein. The transcript is spliced from 16 exons. Gene Ontology annotation, molecular function: ATP binding; protein kinase activity. The record is from RefSeq and is a predicted model, not a curated record. Gene Ontology annotation, biological process: protein phosphorylation. NCBI's taxonomy places the organism in Eukaryota, Ciliophora, Oligohymenophorea, Hymenostomatida, Tetrahymenidae.